GACGCGAAGGAGUUGCAGAUGUGAAAAGGACUUCUCCUCCUCCGGCGUCUGCUUCGACCGAGCUUCGCGGCAUCUCCAUGGCGAAGUAAGUUAGUACCGACGGUCGAAGCGAUAGGCGUCCGCCCAUUUGCUCUCGCGAUUUUUCCUGCUCUGUUUCCUCUUUCUUUCCUUCUUUCCCCGCCGUCGUCGUCCCCUCCUGCUGCCUGCUACUGUAGCUCCUCCUGCCAUGUCUCGAUCGGCGCGGAGCUGGCUUGUCGAUGGCAGAUCAAUAGCAAAGAAAGUGAAAAAUGCUACCUUGUCCACUUCUUGUCAGAUCAAAGACUGUGGUGCAAAUCGCGAAUGCCCAAAUUGUCAUUUUUUUAUCGAUAACACUGAUGUUUCACCGGAAUGGCCUGGCCUUCCUGCUGGAGUAAAAUUUGAUCCUUCUGAUGGUGAGCUCUUGGAGCACUUGGCAGCAAAAUGUGGCAUUGGAAACUCAAGACAGCACGUGCUGAUUGAUGAAUUUAUUCCCACACUUGAGUGGAACGAAGGAAUUUGUUAUACUCAUCCUGAAAAUCUUCCUGGUGUCAAUAAAGAUGGAAGAAGUGUCCAUUUCUUUCACAGGACCAUGAAUGCUUACGCCACUGGACAACGAAAGCGUCGUAAAAUUCAUGAUCAGCAUAAUCUGAACAGAGAGGAUGUUCGCUGGCACAAGACUGGCAAGACCAAACCUGUUGCCAUUGAUGGAGUUCAUAUCGGAUGGCAGAAAAUAAUGGUUCUUUACAAAAGUUCAAAGAAGGGGUCAAAGGCUGCUAAAUCCAAUUGGGUGAUGCAUCAAUAUCAUUUGGGCGCAGACAAGGAGGAGAAGGAUGGGGAAUAUGUGGUCUCCAAGAUCUUCCUUCAGCAACCCAAGGAGACUGAAAAGAAUAAUAAUAAUAAUAAGGAGAAUAAUGAAAGUAUGGAUAUUGAUUAUCAGGAUGUAACGACUCUUCAAACUAAUCCAAGGACCCCUAAACCAAAUCCUCUCAAUCCACAUCAAACAGAAAAAUUUGGUCUGCUUGAUGAUGUCGCUGAGGGAGAUAUGAAGUCAUCUGAUCAGGAUAUAUUUAAGGAUAUUCAGCUCGAGGAUGAUGAGCUGUAUCCUGAAUGGUUGGCUGGUGAAUCUCAGCCUCUGGAAGACUUUGAUUUUGGUUACAUUGACGGGCUUUUGUUUCACGAAGAGCCUUCCCGGUCUCAUUCUCCCUCCAAUGAUAGAGGAUGCAAUCUCGUGCCUCCAACAUCACUUCCGGAGAUAAAUGAGGUGGUAAAUGAGGUAGUAACCGACGAAAAUGCAACCUAUGGGAUCUCUGAACUUGCGAAACUAGACUUUGAUUCUCCACCAGAUUUCCUGCAUCCUGAGCUGCCAUUUGGUUCCCAAGAGGGCAUAUUUGAAUGGUUAGGACGCAUAUGAAAAGAUACGACAAAGAACGAACCUCCAAAUUGUUGGGGGUUCCCAAUUUUGCAUGCUGGAGCUGGCUCAACCCACCACUAAAGUAUCUUUUGGUGGAUCAAUGUCUAAGCCAAUUACUUUGAGGGAACAUUGAUGCUUGCCCCUUCUCAUCACAAACUUGGACUUAGACAUUAUUUGAUAUGCAUCGCUACCAUAGCAUACCGAUUGUGUUGCUGCAAGCAAAAUGUUUCACCUCCUUAGCAAGCUGAAAGUCAGCUUUUUUACGACUUCUUACCAGUUCCUGUCUUAUGGGAACCUACAUCAUUCUAUUCCGAGCGGGUGGUUGAUGUUCUUAAUUUGUGUCUGCAAGAUGUGUGGCUGUUUGUGGUAAUGCAAUUCUUUGUUGUUCGGUGCCUGUAAAUGUAAAGAACAUCGGAUUUACAUUUUGGAUGAUAUUCCGCAAAAUGUAUUCAUGAAUAUGUUAUUUACUC
Eucalyptus grandis is the source of this 1899-nucleotide messenger RNA. RefSeq names its product SUPPRESSOR OF GAMMA RESPONSE 1. Gene Ontology annotation, molecular function: transcription cis-regulatory region binding; DNA-binding transcription factor activity. Gene Ontology annotation, biological process: regulation of DNA-templated transcription. Bases 227 to 1429 code for a protein of 400 amino acids. The record is from RefSeq and is a predicted model, not a curated record. Gene Ontology annotation, cellular component: nucleus. The transcript has 6 exons. NCBI's taxonomy places the organism in Eukaryota, Viridiplantae, Streptophyta, Magnoliopsida, Myrtales, Myrtaceae.